Rhopilema esculentum is the source of this 2383-nucleotide messenger RNA. Lineage: Eukaryota; Metazoa; Cnidaria; Scyphozoa; Rhizostomeae; Rhizostomatidae. The record is from RefSeq and is a predicted model, not a curated record.
UGUUUUGACCAUAGAGAUAACAUCAAGUAACGAGUAUCUCUUGUGUGCUAUCUACUUGGGGCUAGGCCCGUUGGCCCGUAGCCCAUAGCUCCACUAACGAGCUUGGUUAUUCACUGGUUCUUCAACGUCAUGACAAGAAACCUUAUCGUUACAGAAACAUCAAAGUGCGAACAUUUUCUGCUUCUUUGGUUGCAACUCUGGCUCCGACUCCGGUAGUAACUUUAUCCUUUGCCCAUCCCGAUAUACAGAUUUGAGAAAACUAUUAGGAAAGUCCGUUUUUAUCACAUAAAUGGAAGUUGCGAAUUAUAUGCCACAGAGUUAGAUAAAUAGAAUGUAUUGCAGAGGUUGUGUCAGAAAGUAAGGAAUUUUUGGUAGUAAUUUUUUAAUCAGGUAAAUUCGUAGUCUGCAUGUAAAUUACCUGUCCCAAACAAUUUCUUUAAUUUUGAUACCCUAUUCCAUAAUUUUAAUUGAAAAAGUAUACCCUACCCUGAUCCACAGCACAACCUGUCAAGUAUGGGGGUUCCUCCGGUGGAAUAGAUACAGAACCAUUGUGAAAUAUGAUAUCGAUGAUACUUUGUUCACGUCUCACAAACCAUAUUAACUCAUCUUAUGUUGUGUCACAACAAAGUCUUUGCCAGGGAACAGAUCUUGCGAAGAGACAGACAUGUCGCUUCAUAGCGUUUCCGUCAAUGGAAAAUACAUUUUGAUUACAGCUCUGCUUUUGAGCUCCCUUGUCAUUGGUUGUUUAAUUGGAUACGCAAUAAAAACUCGCUCGACACAAAAAGAUAGAAUUUACACAUCAAGUAAUGCUGAAGAAAAGGAGACUACGAGAUUUCAGCAACACAAGGAAGUGAUCGAUGAAAUGGAUGCAAAGAAUAUCGAAAAGGAUACCAAGUAUUUGUCAAAUUCCCCUCGAAUGUCAGGUUCGCGCAAUGCAGACGUAAUAGCUGAUUAUGUGGCUACCAAAUGGCGUAAUUUUGGUUUGGAGACUGUUAAAAUUCAUAAAUACGACGUGCUUCUAUCGUAUCCAGAAAAUCCUGCACAAAUAACCUCAAUCGCAGUUAAUGGAACGGUCUUCAACUUCACAAUCAGGAAUCCUGCAACAGGUAGCAAAGCAAAUGGUAUUGUGUCCCCAUUUCAUGCUUAUUCGCCCUCCGGAAAUGUAAGUGGGUAUCUUGUCUAUGCAAAUUUUGGAACAGAACAAGACUUCAAGGAACUAAAUGACAAUGGAGUGAGUGUGACAGGAAAAAUUGUCAUAAUGAGACACGGGUUUCCUUAUCGGGGCCAACAAGUUGAUUAUGCGAGCUUAAAUGGGGCGGUAGGGGUCAUCUUAUUCUCUGACCCUAUGGAGAUGAACCCAAAUGGAAAUGAUGCUACGUACCCAAACGGAUGGGAGUUACCCGAAUCUGGUAUUCAAAUUGGAACAGUACUAGAAACAACAGGCGACCCACUUACUAGAGGCUAUCCUUCAAAGCAAGAUUUCUACCGACUAAAUGUCUCCAAGGCUUCACCACUCCCAAGUAUUCCUUCACAACCGGUUGCAUUUAAAGACGCCAAGGUUCUUCUGCAAGCAAUGGAUGGAAAAGACGCAUCAAAACACUUCCAAGGCGCUGGUGGAUUUACAUACAAGCUAAAUUCUUCACUUUUAAUUAGGAUGAACAUUCAAAAUAAGCUGGAGGUGAAAACUCUGAGCGUUAUAUCUGGUGUGAUUUAUGGAAAUGUUGAGCCAGAUAGAUAUGUUUUGAUUGGAAGCCACCGUGACAGUUGGGCGUAUGGCGCGUCAGACGCAUCUGGUGCGCAAGCUACUCUCAUGGAAAUUGCGCGAUGUUUGGGAAAAGCAAGGCUAUCUGGUUGGCGACCACGUAGAAGUAUCAUGUUUUUGAGCUGGGACGGGCACGAGCAUGGGAUGCAUGGUUCCACAGAAUGGGUAGAAGAGCACGCCUCUAUGUUACAGGAACAAGCUGUGGCCUAUUUGAAUAUAGAUGUUGCUGUUGAAGGAAAUUACACGAUCGAUUUAAGAUCUACACCAGAACUUAAUGAUGUUCUCUUUGAUGAAACAAAGACCCUUACUGAACCUGUAUCGAAAAUAAAUUUGUACGAGGACUGGAUUCGAAAAAGCCCAAGUCCAUCUGAAAAAAAUGAACCAAGAACAAUUGUUCUUAUUACUGGAAGUGACUAUAAACCAUUUUACCACACCAUCGGUGUCUCAUCUGUCGAUUUAAAGUAUACAUAUGCAAAGACAAGAGGAACAAGGUAUCCACUUGGAAAUCCAAUUGUUGAUGCAAUUUAUAAUAUCCGGCCCCAUAAGUUUAAUCGAAAAAGUAUACCGUACCCUGAUCCACAGCACAUCCUGUCAAGUAUGGGAGUUCCUCCGGUGGAAUAG